CGGGCGGGACGCCGGCGCGCAUGCGUGGCGGCGGGCUAGUUUGACUCUGGCGGCGGCGGCGACGUCGAAAUGGCGGCGGCGGCGGCGUCUCGUCCCGGCAGUACAGAAGACAGUCUUCCAAAGGGCAUCACCCAACAGAACUCUACUCAAGAAAAUCAACCUGGCUUUGAAGAUAGAAAAAAUGUUGCAGCAUUAGAAAAUGUUUGCAGUCAGGAGAAAACGGAGGCUGGAUGUGCUUCUGAGCCAGAUAACAUUAGAUUCAGCUGUGGUAUCCAGAGUGACCCAGGAGCCAGUCACACUAAGGUGUUAGCAGAAGCUGGCAAGAGAAAAUGCAAUCUAAGUCCCAGUCCAAACGAAGGGGAUGCCAAUGGCCCCAGCCCUAAGAAAGCAUCUCUGCAGAAACUUGGUCCUUCUACUUCAUUUAACCAAUCCUUUGACCAUCUCCCUAACCCACGAGUCAUGCGUCAUUCCUUGAAUCGCUACAGUCUGAAGCUGGGCACUAAUCGCCGGAUGUCUCUGCCUCCUCUUCACAUGGAUGUUUCUGAACUAAGUAAAGCAAUCAGCCUGGACUUGCCAGAGACAGACAGAAUGGUGGAACUUCUUCACUCCAGCUUCCGGUACUCUGCCCGGAAACUUGAAUGCUCAUUAAAGCAAACUGAUGGUUUUGAUCCUGAAACUUUUGAACAGAAAGUGAACCUGCUUUCGGAAGAUCUGAACCACUGUACAAAGAAACUCAAACUAGAUGGAACUCUGCAAAAAUGCCUUGAGGACUCCCAUGGGGGCUUAGCAGAUCCAGCGCUGAAUUCCAUGGUGGCUGCCUUAAAGGAGACUACAGUCAGGUUCUCUGCAGAGGAUCAAGCCUGGGAGGAACUGCUUCUGUCUUACCAGAAAAAUGCAGAGGAUAUAUCCAGGCAGCUACAGGAGUACAAGUUGAAGCAAGUGCCAGAGGAGCCUUAUAGCUAUGCUGGGGCAUCCCAGGCCCAUGUACUUCAAGCCAAGCCAGACUACCAGAAAAUCCUGGAUUCUCAAGGAGAUGUCUUUGACUACAUGGAGCUAGCGCUGGAUAAAGUCCAUCAGAUGGUGAAGGUUUGUCAAAGUUAUAUGGAAGACGUUACACGGUAUCUUCAAAAGCUAUCAGUGCAACUCGCAUCAGGGACUUUCCAGAACUUAGAAAAUUCACCAGCCCGGAAACUGCUCAGACUUCCCGCGACAACCCUAUCUGUGAUCCAGCCUCCAGAGGGGUAGAGGUGCCUUGUUCUUCCAUUUGCAAGCUUGGGAUGCAACUCCGCAGCUGCCCACUUCUCAGCACUAUGGCCUGCUUUGGGUUUUCUGUUCUAUCUUACUUGAUCUGCACUUUAGUGGUGGUGGCAUUCUUGCCCUGCAGCGCGAAAGGAUGGGGCAGAUGAAAAUAAUGUUCUAUCCUAUUGGACAGUUCCUUGCUGGACAGUAAUACUUCCAUUCUUCCAACCAAAUAAGAAAAUCCUUCCCCUCCCCCAAUUUCAGUGAAGCACGCUACACUCAUCCUGUGUUGAUCUUAAAAGAAGAUGACAAUGGAUUUUCCAGUCACAAUCCUGACUGCAGCUGUAAACUGGUACUGGCUUUUAUUUUAUCUUUUCUAUCCCACCCCUUUUAUCGAUCCCACCCCUUCCCCCCACCCCCUGGCUCAUCCCUGUGACUGGUCCCACCGUGUCCUGACCUAUCCCGUCCCCUCCUCCCCCCAACCCCCACCCAGGCGAGUUAGUACCUCCAUUUGACCUGGUCUGUAAAGGCUUUGGCCUAGUAUGUAAACGGGAGCCAAGGUGCUGUGAGGGAAGGUUUUAUAGGUGUAGUACCAGUGUAGCCGCCGAUAGAGGGCGCUGGUUUGUAACCUGGUUCUUUUCCCAGCAUGCACUUUUGGCUGAGCGGUGCGUUCUGAAACAGGUUUUUUGGGGGGUUUUACCUGGCGGAGGUGUGACAUCUGUCUUAGCAAACUUUCCUAUAUCCUUCGGACAUUCGCAUGUGAUGUUGUGUCAAAAUUUCACCUCAGUCGGUCAAGUGGUUUUGAUGAAAAGUGGAAACACACCCACAUGUCCUUUUUACAUUUAUAUAUAUAUAUAGAUAUGAUGCCAAGGUUUUAGCCACAGAGCUAAAAUCAGAUAAAACUGUCCAAUGCUCUUUCCCCUUUCAUUCAACUUUUUAAAUCCACAGGUGCAAGUAUGUAUGUAGUCCAUAACCAGUAGGGGUGUCUUACCCAUAGAGGCUAGUGGCGCAGGGUGCCAAGUUCUAGAGGGAGCUAGGGAAGAGGCUCCCGGCAUCAGCUCGCCCACCUCCGCCAUGCCAAAGCAGCGCUGCGUCCGGAGCCUCCGCCUGCCGUGGCCAGCCUCUGCCUCCUCCUUGCCAGAGGAGCCGCCCUCCAGCCGAUGCCCACCUCCAGCCCCGCCAGCAGCGCCGUCCUCCCUUUAAAAAGGUCGACAACCCUGGGAAACCGGGGGUGGGGUGGGAUGGGGGCGCCGGAGGGAGCUUUGCACCAUGGCGCCGGAUAUGCUUAAGGAUAUGCCCUGAUAACCAGCGACAACUUACAAUUUUGUCCUAGCUCAUAAGUUGCUGAGGACUGCAGGAAAAUUUCUCCUCCCAUGUAUACUGGUGAAAGGAAAGAAGAGAAGAACAAACACACAGCAGCAACAGGCCCUUUCUUUUCUCUGCAUUUUACACCUUUGUCUAAUUCCACUCUCUUGAGGUAUUGAUUUGCUAUUGCCUGGUAGCUGGUCUAUUAUGGCCUUGUACAGUUAUUCUAGCACUUAAGUAAACAGGCUGACUGUAUAUCCUUGAAUUGCUAGUAUCGCUAGUGGCUUGUCGUGCAGAGUAUGAUUUCC
Messenger RNA from Zootoca vivipara (common lizard), 2852 nucleotides. It is a transcript of the gene DSN1, whose product is annotated as DSN1 component of MIS12 kinetochore complex. The record is from RefSeq and is a predicted model, not a curated record. Gene Ontology annotation, cellular component: MIS12/MIND type complex. Lineage: Eukaryota; Metazoa; Chordata; Lepidosauria; Squamata; Lacertidae. Gene Ontology annotation, biological process: cell division; chromosome segregation.